Molecule: messenger RNA, 2214 nt
Organism: Hevea brasiliensis (rubber tree)
Lineage: Eukaryota; Viridiplantae; Streptophyta; Magnoliopsida; Malpighiales; Euphorbiaceae
Product: serine/threonine-protein kinase Nek2
Exons: 14
Coding region: 72-1889 (605 amino acids)
Biological process (GO): protein phosphorylation
Molecular function (GO): ATP binding; protein kinase activity
Source: RefSeq, a predicted model, not a curated record
UUUUUUUUUUUGUGGAAUUAAUGAUUUCUUUUUGCCUUAGAGCAGAGAAGCAAGUCCUUUGAAUAGUUCACAUGGAGCAAUAUGAAGUACUGGAGCAAAUAGGCAAGGGAUCAUUUGGUUCAGCUCUUCUUGUGAAGCAUAAACAUGAAAAGAAGAAGUAUGUGCUGAAAAAGAUCCGUCUUGCCCGGCAGACUGAUAGGUCACGCCGCUCUGCACAUCAAGAGAAGGAACUCAUUUCUAGAAUUCGAAAUCCAUUUAUUGUAGAGUACAAAGAUUCCUGGGUAGAGAAGGGCUGCUAUGUAUGUAUUAUCAUAGGUUAUUGUGAAGGAGGAGACAUGGCAGAAGCUAUAAAGAAAGCUAACGGAAUGCUUUUCCCAGAAGAGAAGCUCUGUAAGUGGCUUGUGCAACUUCUGAUGGCACUUGACUACUUGCAUAUGAAUCAUAUUCUUCAUCGUGAUGUCAAGUGUUCAAAUAUCUUUUUGACAAAGGAACAUAACAUUCGACUUGGUGAUUUUGGACUUGCCAAAAUUUUGACUUCGGAUGACUUUACUUCCUCUGUUGUGGGGACUCCCAGCUAUAUGUGUCCUGAGCUUCUUGCUGAUAUACCUUAUGGUUCAAAAUCAGAUAUUUGGUCAUUGGGAUGCUGUAUAUACGAAAUGACUGCUCUGAAGCCUGCAUUUAAAGCCUUUGAUAUGCAAGCUCUUAUUAACAAGAUAAAUAAAUCAAUUGUUGCUCCACUUCCAACUAAAUAUUCUGGUGCCUUCCGAGGUCUUGUCAAAAGCAUGCUGCGAAAGAACCCAGAGCUUAGGCCAAGUGCUGCAGAGCUUCUCAGGCACCCAUAUCUUGAGCCUUAUGCCUUCAAGGUUCAUCUUAAGAUCAACAGCCCUAGACACAAUGCACUUCCUGUCCAGUGGCCCGAAUCCAAUUACAUAAAGAAAACACGAUUUGCAGAUCCAGAAGAUCUCUCUCUUAAAUCUUACAGGAAGAAGCGACAUUCAUUCAGCAAUGAUAGGGCAUUAAACCCCAAUAUAUCUGCAGGAGAGCAAGACUCGUUGUGUUCUACAAAAGGAAUACAUGGUAGGUUAUCAGAAUUAUCCAUUGGAAGUAAUGAAGGAACAGUUAUUUGUAAAUCAAUCACUGCUUCAAAACCUUCAAAUGUUGCCAAGGCUUCAAGAAUUACUCCCCCAAAAGCUUCUGUCACAACUGGGCGACCAACUGAGACUCUGAAGAAGCGUGAAACUCUACCUAUCACACGCACUCCAACAAAAAAAUCAGUCCCUACAAAUCGCAGAGCAUCUUUCCCACUGCCAACAAGAUCUGCAAAUAUCAGUAUCCUUCACGAUAUAAAAUCUCCAGAUGUCUCUGUCAAUGCUCCUCGAAUUGACAGGAUAGCUGAAUUCCCACUAGCUUCAUAUGAAGAGACAUUCUUUCCUAUCAGGAGAACUUCAUCGACUUCAGCUCAAGGAUCAUGUGGCACCCCACAUCACGGUGACCACUCAAUCACAAAGGACAAAUGCACAGUUGAGGUUGACAGAAGCUCUGCCAAGCCCAAUUUCGCUAAUGCAUGGCAAGGAAUUGAACAUGGCGUGUUUCAGGUAGAUGAAGAGGAAGGAAGCAAUUCCUCUAAUCAAAAUGCAACAGCAGGUGCAUCGAGCCGUACCUCGUCGGACACAAGGCGCUGUAGGUUUGACACCUCAUCAUUCAAGCAACGAGCUGAAGCUUUGGAAGGGCUGCUUGAAUUUAGUGCAAGAUUACUGCAAGAUGAAAGGUACGAAGAGCUUGGUGUGCUACUAAAGCCUUUUGGGCCCGGUAAGGUUUCCCCCAGGGAGACUGCUAUAUGGUUGACAAAAAGCUUCAAGGAGAAUACUCUCAAACCUGAAGAUUUAUAGAAACCGAUUCAAUGUGUACCAUAGUGACAGUUUUAGAGCUUGAUCUAUCAGCUUUUCAUCGAUGAUCUGUGAUGAGGCACAAGAUAAUUAGGUAGAUGUUUUUUAGGUUGUAAAUUUCAGUGCCCCUCUCUUCUCAUUCUUCCUUUUUCUUUCUUUCCUUUUUUUUUUUUUUUUUUUUUUAAAUUGAGAUAGGCAAUUUAGUUUUGUCAUGUUAGGGAUUUAAACUUUUCUGCAGAUGAGUUUGGGCAAGGUACUAAUGCUGUAAUUUGACAUUAUGUGAUAGAUCCAUUGCGAAUUUGCAGUUACUAGACGUGUCAUUUGGUCA